Molecule: messenger RNA, 486 nt
Organism: Camellia sinensis
Lineage: Eukaryota; Viridiplantae; Streptophyta; Magnoliopsida; Ericales; Theaceae
Source: RefSeq, a predicted model, not a curated record
AUGAAACUACCAUAUGGGAUAGUGAACAGACCUGAGUUACCCAUUAUCACUUUAUGGAUAUUCUUACACCUCUGCCUAACCACCACAGCCCCUGAGCAGCUUGCAUGGGCUUUGCAAUGGUUUAUGCUUCCCUUGAUAAAUUUCGGUGUUCCAGUAGCCGAAGUUAUUCUUACUCUCCUACCUUCAUUGAGGUUCAUCAAUCUGGUCUUUGAUGAGGUUCGAAAUCUUGCAUUGGGGAUUGUAUCUCGUAGGAUAGAUUGGAAACUGUUGAUUGUUACGGAGACUAUUGAUAUUUUCUUUGCAUACAUUCGUCAAAUCUUCAAAAAUAUUUUUAACCAUGCGGAGCAGAUAUCUCAGGCAAUGAUCGUUAGAGGUUUUCGAGGUGACGGCAAUGCUCACAAAAUUUACUUCUCAUCGGGCACAGAUAUUCUUUCCUUGCUGUGCCUUAUUGGUCUUAUAGGGGCCACUGCAGUGUCAAACACUUAA